Molecule: messenger RNA, 972 nt
Organism: Ananas comosus (pineapple)
Lineage: Eukaryota; Viridiplantae; Streptophyta; Magnoliopsida; Poales; Bromeliaceae
Exons: 1
Coding region: 1-972 (323 amino acids)
Source: RefSeq, a predicted model, not a curated record
AUGGCUUGCUUAACUUUCUCACAACUAAAUAUAAGCAAGGCGAUUCUCAAAACCAAGUUUCGUCAAUCGGAAUUGCCCAAAGCGCCUGGGCUACUAUACAUGAGUACCUCCUCGCGCCGCACUCGCGCUAAACUUCCACCUUUACUUUCCACGAAAAACAUUUCCUGGGAAACCGCUCUCCCAUACUCUUCAGCGGAGAGUGGCGGUAGCCUUAUCAACGGAAAUAGGGCGGUGGAACCAAUUGAUUCAGAAGAAACACGAGAAAUUCCUAUGUUUCACAGUGAACAAGAUGUUGUAGAAGUAAAAAGCAGCUCUUUUCUUAUGCAGCUACCACUGAAGUGGUCAAUGUGGCUUCUGGGUCCUUCUAUUCUUUUAGCAACAGGCAUAGUUCCAACACUAUGGUUGCCUUUAGCUCCUGUGUUUCCUGGUGCAAACAUUGCUGGCCUUCUCUCUGUCGUCGGGCUCGACUGCAUAUUCAACAUCGGGGCAAUGCUGUUUCUCCUCAUGGCCGACGCGUGUGGACGCCCUCGAGAAAGUUCAACUUCCUCUGCCGUAGGAAGCCGAAUUCCGCUCCGUUAUAAGCUAUGGAACAUCGGGGCAAGCGCGCUGAGCUUUCUUGUACCCCUGCUGCUGCUUUUGCCUUCAUGCAAAAGCACUUUGCGGCCGCAGCUACCAUUCAACUCACUCAUGGUGCUUCUCGGGCCAUACCUGCUGCUUCUGUCGAUACAGAUGCUGACGGAGAUGCUCACGUGGCACUGGCGGUCGCCCGUGUGGCUCGUGGCGCCUAUCGUCUACGAGGGCUAUCGGGUGCUGCAGCUGAUGCGGGGAAUUUCGAUGGCUGGUGAGGUCCGCGCUCCCGCGUGGAUGGUGGACUGUCUUUGCUGGCUGGUCAUGUGGUGGGUUCUGAUUCUCGGCAUUCAGCUCAUGCAUGUUGCUUCGUUUGCUGGACUGCAAGAUCGAUCUGAAAGUUAA